AUGGAACCUUUUCAAGUGACCGCGCCCAUUUUAAAACUCUUUUUUCGUCUUCAGAAGUAUAUUAAAGAGUCUUCUGUAGAAUCUCUCUGUAUUACUAAUAGUACUAUUGAAUUUCUUGAUAGGCAAAGAGACCAGAUUCCUAUUAAUUUAGCACCAAAAAUUAAUGAUGAUUUGUUAGAAACUCGUAUGCCUCUCUUUAUUGAAGAUCUUUACCGAAUCGGUGACCCUGCGAAAGAACUCUGUAAGGUUGAAG
Racocetra persica is the source of this 253-nucleotide messenger RNA. The record is from the annotation of a GenBank genome assembly. Lineage: Eukaryota; Fungi; Glomeromycota; Glomeromycetes; Diversisporales; Gigasporaceae.